Molecule: messenger RNA, 1349 nt
Organism: Stereum hirsutum FP-91666 SS1
Lineage: Eukaryota; Fungi; Basidiomycota; Agaricomycetes; Russulales; Stereaceae
Product: E2 ubiquitin-conjugating enzyme
Exons: 8
Coding region: 17-553 (178 amino acids)
Source: RefSeq, a predicted model, not a curated record
CGUACCAUCAGCCACAAUGAUCAAGAUCUGGAGUAUGAAGAAGAAUGAAGAGGCGGCUGCGAAGAAGAAGCCAAAGACCAGUGCGGCGCAGAUUCGCGUCCAGAAGGAUCUUACUGAGCUUGAUCUACCGUCAACUAUGACCACACACUUCCCAGAUCCUGCUGAUCUCCUCAACUUCACUCUCACCAUCACACCUGACGAGGGAAUGUACAAGGGUGGUGCCUUUGUGUUCUCCUUUGUGAUCAACCCCAACUACCCACACGACCCACCGAAGGUCAAGUGUACACAAACUAUUUACCAUCCAAACGUCGACCUCGAGGGAAACGUUUGUCUGAACAUUCUGCGAGAGGACUGGAAGCCAGUGCUGAACUUGAACUCGGUGAUGGUGGGGCUGCAGUACCUAUUCUUAGAGCCAAACGCAGACGACCCAUUGAAUAAAGAGGCAGCCGAGGAAUUGAGGCGAAACCGAGAGCAAUUUGUAUACAACGUACAAAACUCCAUGCGAGGCGGCAACAUCAAGGGUGUCCAAUACGCCAAGGUACUCGCGAAAUGAUAGUCGCCACCCAUCUGUACCCUGGACCCACCCACCUACACGUUUGUACCUUGCCACACUCCAUUAUAUCCACACUGUCCCAUCGCUGUAUCUCUCCUGCACAUAUCCUUCCUCUUAGGAACCACACAUAUUGUCACUUUGCUUUCGUAUCUGCGCUUAUGUAUCUUCCUGUCCUUCCACCUCAUACGACGUGCGCAUAGAGUAUUUGGGAGUAGCUAGCUAUGUAGACCCCAUAUAUCCGUAAUAGCAAAGCGUGCGUAGAAGCACACGGAAUACGUUUACCACAAUUGUAUGAGUUGAUACACACGCGGGUUUGUUGUAGUUUGUGCCGAUAAACGAGGCAGGCUAAUACCUGAUACAUGUCGUACGUGAUAGCCAUGUUUGGUCCAUGUCUAACUGCCUCUGUAUGUCGUAUACGAGUACGGGCUGAGAAGCAAAGGGAUAUGAUAAUGCUCGUCCGGGUUCACGACCUCGAAUGGAAUCUCCACCCAAGGGUAGAAACAUUUUCGCCCACCGCUUCGAUCGAAAUAUUCCUUCGUCUUGAACACGACCUUAUAAAGCCGUCCCGCCACGAGUUCGAAUUUCUUCGCGUCACCUUCAGCACCGGCAGCUGGGGUACAGAGGUCUGAACAUCUCCCGUUCGAGUCGGUCACACCUUUUGCGACAGGUUCCCAGACAACUGGUGCCCCGUCAAAUGCUUCAGGAUGACAUUGUUGCAGAUGCACUUGCACACCGGCCGCAGGCUUUCCGAGGGAAGAGUCGAGGACUAGGAGAGAAUAACAUCAUGAUCGCAAAG